Molecule: messenger RNA, 1662 nt
Organism: Desarmillaria tabescens
Lineage: Eukaryota; Fungi; Basidiomycota; Agaricomycetes; Agaricales; Physalacriaceae
Exons: 17
Coding region: 1-1662 (553 amino acids)
Biological process (GO): secondary metabolic process
Molecular function (GO): CoA-ligase activity
Source: RefSeq, a predicted model, not a curated record
AUGUCGGACAGCAAAACAUGGACUCCCCACUGCUCUAUCGAGCAAGCUGAUAGGAUACUGACAGGAACAGGAAGCCUGCUCGAAAUUGAAACUCGUAUCAUCGACGGGAGGGACCUGAAGGUCUGGAAGAACCUCUGGCCAUCCCUGCGACUAUUCUUUUUACAUUCGACUGGGAAGCACGCUGACAAAACCUACGUAGUAUACGAGGGAGAACGUCACACCUUCAGGGAGAUACUGGACAAGGCAGUAAAAUGUGCGGCCAUCUUCAGAGAUGUUUACGGCGUUAAGAAAGGUGACCGAAUAACGAUCUGCUCUCGAAAUUGUCCAAACUACUUGGUUGUAUUUUGGGCUUGCCACCUUCUGGGUGCUGUCACCGCUCUUGUGAACAUAUUAAUGCCAUUGGAACCGCUCCGACACUGUAUUACGCUCACAAAGUGCACACUGAUCGUCCUCGACCCCGAGCGAGCCGAACGAAUUGGUGCCGAGCUUAAGCUUGCAUCAGGAUAUCUCGUACUCGAGGAUCACGAGGGUAAGGGUCACUGGGAAAGUAUGGACGUUUGGGGUACAGUCUUCUCCGGAUACAACAAAGAUCCCGGAAAUGUGCUCAGUGACGAUCUUCAAAUCUCACCGGAAGAUGAUGCGAUAAUUACUUUCACGUCGGGGACCACUGGCUUACCAAAGGGUGUCUUGAGCUCGCAACGUGCACUGUUGACUCCCCUUUUCAAUGCGGUUUUGUUGAUAGGGAGAGACUGUCUUCGACGAGGGGAGCCGUUCCCUCCGACACCUAGCGCAGGUCCUCAGGAAGGUUUGUUGAUUCCAAGAAUGCUAUCGCAGACCCCUUCAAUUCUCUCGACUAUGGUGGGCACUCUUCAAGGAUAUAAGGUUGUUCUAACACGCGCAUGGAACACGCCUGCGGAACUCUGUAAAACGGAAAAUAUCACUCAAUUGAGCGGCAUGACCUCAGUCAUUAGAGAGCUCGCUGAGAGCACGAUAUCUAGAAUGUCGAUAAAACGCAUCAUAUAUGGAGGUUCACCCGCUGCAGCGUCUCACCUUCAGAUGUUUAAACAGGCCUUUCCCCUCGCCACCAUAUUCCAAACAUAUGGUCUAACGGAGACGAAUGCUACCACAAUAGGCUUCGGUGGACCGGAUUACGACGCUCGGCCAGAUAGCUGGCGAGUCCGAGUCCGUUCUGUUCCAUUUCUCUUGUAUCUAAGCUGUUUCGACUGCAGCGGCUUAGUGUUCCCUGUCGGUGAGAUUCUGAUAAUGAAAGAUGGCGUCAAAGUUCCGGCUGGAGCAGUAGGAGAGAUUUGGCUUCGUGGUCCGAAUGUGAUGAAAGGGUAUUAUGGUGAUAAAGCUGCUACUGAUCAGGUCAUGACUCAAGAUGGAUGGCUGAUGACUGGUGAUCUGGGACGAAUAGACGAAGACGGUUAUGUGUAUAUCACGGACAGGAUCAAAGAUAUCAUCAUUAGGGAUGGUUAUAACGUAGAUUCCGUUUGCGUCGAGAACGCCCUGUACACCGAACCGGGUGUAUUGGAAACGGCGGUGGUUGGCGUACCUGACGAGCAUGUGGGGGAGUUGCCUGUAGCGUUGGUUACCCUCAAGCCUGGGUAUGAUGGAUUAAUCAAUGAGGAGAAGCUUAUGGUGACUGCCAAGAAACUGUGA